Molecule: messenger RNA, 1395 nt
Organism: Diaporthe citri
Lineage: Eukaryota; Fungi; Ascomycota; Sordariomycetes; Diaporthales; Diaporthaceae
Exons: 4
Coding region: 1-1395 (464 amino acids)
Source: RefSeq, a predicted model, not a curated record
AUGAUCCCCUUGACAGCUUCCUUGUGGAGCUCCCUUGGGGCCUUCGAUUUCUCCUCGAUUUGGUACUCAACAACUCUCUGGGCUUGGGUCUUCAUUGUUUGCUGCCACUGGACCUACAAGUCGAAACCCAUCCCGGAAAAGCCCAGUUUUACACCGGAUGAUGUGACCGUGGUGAUCCCUACAAUCCACAACCGUAUGGAAGAGCUCCGUCCCUCCCUCCAGAGCAUCUUGGCCUGCCAGCCGUAUGAGCUCAUUCUCAUCACAACCGCCGCCAAGCAUGAUGCCCUGAAAAAGCUUGCCGACUCGCUGAACCACCCCCGGAUUCGGGUUCUGUUCACACAAAUUGCAAACAAGCGUCUGCAAGUCUGCGCCGCGCUACCGCAAGUCCGGACUCGUAUCACGAUCAUGGCAGACGACGAUGUCGAGUGGCCCAAGACCUUGAUGCCUUGGCUCCUGGCACCUUUUGAAGAUCCAAAGAUUGGUGGCGUCGGAACGUGCCAGCGUGUCCGUCGCGAAUGGAAUGCCGACCUGAAGACAAGGAUUUUUAACUGGCUAGGAGCUGCCUACAUCGAGCGCCGCAACUUCGAGAUCUCCGCUACCCACAACAUCGAUGGGGGCACGUCUUGCAUGUCCGGACGCACUGGGGCCUACAGGUCUGAAAUCUUGCAGAGCGCUGAGUUUCUCGAUGGUUUCCAGCGUGAGAAGUGGCGCCACUACAUUCUUAACGCCGACGACGAUAACUUUGUGACCCGAUGGCUAGUCAGCCACCAGUGGAAGACCUGGAUCCAGUACGAGCGGGAGUGCGAGCUCGAGACAACUUUGGAGAAUGGAAUGAAGUUCUUGUACCAGUGCUCCCGAUGGGCACGAAGCAACUGGCGCAGUAACUGGACCAGCCUUGUGAUUGAGCGUUAUGUGUGGAGCCAACAACUCUGGUGCACAUAUGCGCUGCACAUCGCCACCUUCACCUCUUUGGCUUUCGUGAUGGACCCGUUCAUCAUUUUCUCACUUUGGAAGGCAACCGCGAACUGGGAUGCUACGAGCCGCCAGUAUGCCUUCUGGGCCCAGAUCAUCUUCGUGUUCGGUUUUACCAAGGUCGUCAAGCUUGUGGGUCUCUUCAUGAGAAACCCCAGCGAUAUCAUGUUCCUGCCGGUCUCGAUCCUUUUCGGAUAUUUUCAUGGCCUCAUCAAGCUUUAUGCCCUCGCCACUCUCAACAUGACGUCAUGGGGUAGCCGAGCAGAUGGAGAUGUCCACGAUCGACAGCGUCUUAUGCGACCCCAGCGAAGCCUGAGCAUGAGCACACCAAACGGGAAGGGCGAGCUCGUGCGCUACGUCACUCAGCGCCGCAUGACACUGCCGUCCCGGUACGAAAAGCCAGUGAUGCACGACGUCGACUGA